Molecule: messenger RNA, 693 nt
Organism: Aegilops tauschii subsp. strangulata
Lineage: Eukaryota; Viridiplantae; Streptophyta; Magnoliopsida; Poales; Poaceae
Source: RefSeq, a predicted model, not a curated record
AUGGCGCUCGGGUGUCGACGUCGUCCCGCCACCGUUCCCACCGCCGCCCCGCAGGUAGAGCCGGAGGACAUGGAGGCGGAGGCGGAGUACCAAGCCGCCCUCGAGGAGGCCCUGCAGCACGCACUGGAGGCUAGCCGCCUCGAGGAGGAUGCGCACUGGGAUGGGCUGGAGCAAGCCCUUGCCCUGUCGGCAGCGGGGGGCUCUGUCCACACCCCGCUCUUCGUGCCACCACCGCCACCGUCGCCGCCUGUCCAGCCCAAGCCGGAGCCGGAGCCGACGCGUAAGCGCUCCCCGCCUCCACCCACUUGGCCGGAGGAGGCCUACUCGUGGACGGGCCAGUACCGUGAGUGGGUGAGCGUGCCUCCCGUCCACUUCGCCGCGACGCCGGAGGAGGAGGCGGCCCACCUCGAGCGAUGGAAGGAGCACUGGCUCCGCCAGGAGCAGGCCGACGGCGAGGAGCAGAUGCGCUACGACGCCAUGCUCCAACGCGACGCGGAGGCGCUCCGGCUCGAGGAGAAGGAGGAGCGCGCGCGGCUUGCCGCAAUGCCGCCGCCCCAGCAGACGCCGGAGGAGGCUGCCCUGGCAGCGUACCAGGCGGCGUUCGGGUGGGCUGGCCCUGCUCCGGUCUUCAUCGACCUCACCGACGACGGCGGCGUCGACGGCAAGGGCAAGAGCAAGGCCAACGACGUCUAG